Hirsutella rhossiliensis is the source of this 3450-nucleotide messenger RNA. Its product is annotated as PIF1-like helicase domain-containing protein. The record is from RefSeq and is a predicted model, not a curated record. Gene Ontology annotation, biological process: telomere maintenance; DNA repair. Gene Ontology annotation, molecular function: DNA helicase activity. The transcript has 11 exons. The coding region runs from base 1 to 3450 and encodes 1149 amino acids. Lineage: Eukaryota; Fungi; Ascomycota; Sordariomycetes; Hypocreales; Ophiocordycipitaceae.
AUGUUCCCGUUAGAUGGGGCGCCAGAUGUGGCCGACGCCGAGAAGAUUCGCUUCGCCCGCGACGCGGUCGGGCCCGAGGGAGCGCGCGCCAGCCCGAGGACGUGGGUAGGGACGGCGGCCAGAGGGGCGGCGGGCGACGGCGGCGACGGCGAGCCGUACAUACAGGUGCGACGCGGCGAGGAUUUCGCCGACUCGGCGGACGCCUCCUUCUUUGCAAAGGCCUUCCGACCCUGUUCCCUUGGCUUAGGCGGGCCGAGGCUCGCCGACGAGGACGCCGCGGGAGAGCGCGGGCCCAGCGUCGGGAACCAGGGCGCCCAGGCGGAGCGGGUUGCAGAGGGCCUUAUGUCGACGCGGAACAUGAAGCUCCAGGCAUGGGCCGACGUCGUGCUGCGGCGUCACGGCGGCCGGUUCGCGACGCACCCUAUCUUCGCCUUCCUUGUCUUUAACAUGGGCGUGCGGUCUAAGAACCGCCAGGCCAGCAUGCUAGGCGUAGCGAGGAAGAACUUCGCAAGGGUCGAGGGCCUACUAAAGUCGUUAACGGCGCAGAGGCUCGAGGCGGCCAGGGCCGAGCUCGAGGCCACAGUAAAGUUACGGCUAGCGGCGCACCGCGGCCGCGACCCCGACGAGGCCGAGGCCUUCCUAAGUGACCUAGGGACCGCGUAUAAGCGGACGCGGCUGGCCAUAUCGGACCCGAUGAGCUCGGCCGUCUUCUUCCACCGGGAGAUGACGCUCUUCUUCGAGCACUACGUCAACGUCGGGGAGGAGUCGGUGUUCGGCCACGUCGGCGCAUACUACGGGCGGGGCAACGCGGGCAUUGGCGACGCGCUCGCCGGCCCGGACGCGGAGGAGCAGGCGGCGUACCGGGAGCGCAUCGUCCGCUACGUAGAUAGCGUCUUCUCUGAGGAGCUAGACGCAGAAGGUUACUGUGCCAUGCAGGCAGAGCGGUCGGCCACGGCGGACAUAUCGUCGCGGCUCGACGACGUCGCGCGCUUCACGGACACCUUCGACGAGGAGGCCAACUUCUGCGCGGGCGCGACGCAGAUCCAUACGCAUAGCGCGACCUGCGUAAAAUACUCGCUCGGCGUGGGGGCGCGGAAGGGGGACCUCUGCCGGUUUAAGGCGCCGUGGAGGUUGGUGGAGAGGACGGCGCUGACGGCGGACGGGGUGCUCGAGAUCCGGCGGACGCAUAGCAUGGUGAACCGGUGGAACAGGGCGAUGGCAGUGGGGCUACGACACAACCACGACAUCUCGUUCAUCGCGACGCAGCGCAAGACCAUGGCCCUAAUCUACUAUAUUACUAACUAUACGACGAAGGGGAAUAAGACGAGAACGUUCCUGCUUAAGGCGGCGAAUCGAGUCUUUACGGAGCGGCCGCUGUCGCAGGUCGAGGUGAUCGCGCACCUCCUAGGGUACCCGGCGGAGUUUAGCAGCGGCUCAGCGUGGGCGUAUAUAAACGCAAACCAGCUCUACUGGGCCGUCUUCCGCCGGUGGCGGCACCUCCGACGGGCGAGCGGCGCCGAGGCGACGGGCGACGCGCCGGACGAGACGGUCGUCGUCGAGGAGGCUGGCCUGAGGAUCCCUCGUCGAGGCCUACCGGCACCGGGGCGAGCUUGCGGGGCCUCUGCCUUUAUGACUACGCAUCGCUUCAAGGAGUUCAGCGAGGAAGACGACGAGUCGUGCCACCGGAGGGCGGCGGUGCAGCACCUGGCCCUAUUCCUCCUCCGGCGGUCGGCGGAGGACGCGAAGCGCGACGCCAAGCAGUGGGCCGCCACGGCCGAGGAGGGCGGUAUGACGGCGCCGCAGGCCGACGACGAAGGCAGGGGGGCGGCCGAAGGGGGCGAGGAGGCAUACCGCGCCGGCGGGCGGGCGACGCGGCUCGGCUCAUCGACGUCGUCCGAACGCCGCCAGCGCGGGACAAGUCACGGCGCAGUCAACAGAGCUGCUAGCGAUGACGCAGCAGCUCUGCCGGUUCCAGCAGUCGGCGCUCGGGUCGGCGGCCGAGCUCGCGGCGACGGUGGUGGCGGACGAGAGGGCAGGCAGGCGGGUGAACCUACCGGGCUCGGCGCUGUCGGGGCGGCACUGCCGCGGCAAGAAGAGGUGCGGGCCAUCAAGUCGCAGCAGAGGAGCGCGGCGCGGGAGCGGGAGCGGGCGAUCCAGGGCAUCCAGGGCGGCGGGGCGGCGGCGGGCGUCGGGGCCGACCGCGGCGCGGCCCUUCGCGGGGGGCUGGCGGGCCAGCUCACGCUCAACGAGAAGCAGGCCAUCGCCCUCCUAAUCGUGUGCCGGCAACUCGACCGAAUCCGGCAGGGCGACGACGCAGGCGGCGACGGUGGUGGCCAGCUCUGCCUAUUCAUCGGCGGCGAGGGCGGCACCGGCAAGUCGCGCGUCAUCGAGGCGCUCGUCGAGCUGCUCGCCCGGAGGGACCUAUCGAGCCGGCUGCUGGUUACGGCGACGUCGGGGACGGCGGCAGCGCGGAUCAACGGCAUCACGCUGCACUCGGCCUGCGGCCUUACGGUCGGCCAGGGCGGCCGGGCGGGAGGGGCGACGAGGGACAUUGACGGCGUACGGCUGGCGGGCCAGGGCGAGCGCUUCGUCGACGGCCGGUCGCGGAUGGACUGGCAGGAGAAGGAGGUGCUGGUGAUCGACGAGGUCAGCAUGCUCGGGGCGCGGACGCUGCACGCCGCCAACGAGCAGCUCUGCCGGCUGCGGGGGUCGGCGCGGGACUUCGGCGGCAUCCCGCGCGGCGGUGGCGUGGACGAGGACGGGGCGUUCGCGGCCGAGCAGCGGCGGCAGCACGACAAGGCGCACGCGCUGUGGCGGCGCUUCACGACGGUCGUCAUGCUAGACGAGCAGAUGCGGGCCGCCGGCGACCCGGAGCUGCGGCGGCUGCUCGGGCGGAUCCGCCGGGGCGAGCAGGACCGGUCGGACCUAGAGCUGCUCAACUCGAGAUGCUACCGGCCGGGCAGGCGGAUCCCGUGGGAGACGGGCCUGACGGUGGUGACGCCGCUCAACCGGAACCGCUGGAACCUCAACCUAGAGGCGGCGCUCGCGUUCCGGGAGAGGCGGCGGACGGCGGCGCGCGUCUUCCUCUCCGAGCAUAAGUGGAGGGACGGCGUGCCGACGGAAGAGGAGGCGGUGCUAAUGCUAGGCCAGGGCGACGACAGCGCGACCCCGGUGCCGGCCGUCUUCCUCUUCGUGCCAGGCAUGCCGGUCGUCGUGAACCAGAACACGCACCAGGGGCUGAAGCUUGUGAACGGGGCCGGGUACACGGCGGUGGACGUCAUCCCCGACCGCGCCUUCCCGGCCACCGCGUCUCGGCGGAGCUCAUCAUGCACUUCGGCCGCCGGCGGGCAUCGUGCUGGCCUCGGAGACGACCAAGGACUUCCACUUCCGCAACGACGUCAGCCGGAGGGGCCUGCCGUGCGCCGCGGCCUUCGCCUGCACCGACUAUAA